This is a messenger RNA of Mesocricetus auratus (golden hamster), 1571 nucleotides long. It is a transcript of the gene Nrm, whose product is annotated as nurim. Lineage: Eukaryota; Metazoa; Chordata; Mammalia; Rodentia; Cricetidae. Gene Ontology annotation, cellular component: nuclear membrane. The record is from RefSeq and is a predicted model, not a curated record. The transcript is spliced from 4 exons. Bases 139 to 927 code for a protein of 262 amino acids.
UUCCAGGCUCCGCACCGGGACGCGCGGCUCGCGGUCCCCGCCCAGCGGUCAGCACACCCACGGAGGCGGUACCUGGGCGGGGCUAGAAGCCGCGGGAACCCCGGGUCCACCUUCUCCGCAAGCUGCUUAGCGCUCGCCAUGGCCCCGGCGCUGCUGCUGGUCCCGGCGGCCCUCGCCUCCUUCAUCCUGGCCUUUGGCACCGGAGUGGAGUUCGUGCGCUUCACCUCCCUGCGGCCGCUGCUUGGAGGGAUCUCGGAGUCUGGCGGUCCGGAGACCCGCCAUGGGUGGCUGGCUGCCUUGCAGGACCGAAGCAUUCUGACCUCCCUGGCCUGGGAUCUUGGGCUUCUGCUAUUGUUUGUGGUACAACACAGCCUCAUGGCAACUGAGACAGUGAAGGCGUGGACAUCCCGGUACUUUGGAGUCCUUCAGAGGUCACUGUAUGUGGCAUGCACUGCCCUGGCCUUGCAGCUGGUAAUGCGGUACUGGGAGACUGUACCCAGAGGCCCGGUGUUGUGGGAGGCUCGGGCUGAGCCGUGGGCCACCUGGGUGCCCCUCCUCUGCUUCGUGCUCCACGUUGUUUCCUGGCUCCUGAUCUUCAGCAUCCUUCUGGUGUUCGACUACGCCGAACUCAUGGGCCUCAAGCAGGUAUAUUACCACGUCCUGGGGCUGGGUGAACCUCUGGCCCUGAAGUCUCCUCGGGCUCUGAGGCUCUUUUCCCACCUCCGACACCCAGUGUGCGUGGAACUUCUGACAGUGCUAUGGGUGGUCCCCACGCUGGGCACGGACCGCCUUCUCCUGGCUCUUCUCCUCACCCUCUACCUUGGCUUGGCUCAUGGGCUCGACCAGCAAGAUCUCCGUUACCUCCGGUCUCAGUUACAAAGAAAGCUCCAGCUCCUCUCCAGACCCCAGGAUGGGGAAGCAGAGUGAGGAGCUGGCGGGUCCGCUGUCCCAAGGCCUAUACUUCCUCAAAAUGAAAGCCCCUUAAUCCAGGCCCUGUUGUUUUGCUUCAGACCAGAGGCUGGAAACCAUGUGCUGAAGGGACCAUCCCCUCCCCUGUUUGAGACCUCAGGUCCAGACACCCGGUCCCCUACUCUAAACUUAGAGCUUCAGCCACUUCUCACCAACCAAGAGCGGAUACAUUAUUCAUGAAUGGAAUCUCAUCUCAUCUCUUGGGGUCUCACACACACACACACACACACACACACACACACACACACACACACACACACACGCUAAGGGUUCUGCUUUGAGCACUCACUCCCCCGGCCCUGUUACUGGCUCUGCACCUCAGGGAUUCCCCUUCCUAGCUCCCACUUCAAGGAGCUAUGUCAGGGCCAGUCUGCAAGUUUUGCAGGUAGUGGCUAUCGCCUUUGCACCGCGGCUGUGCGUUUCCCCUACCCCUGCCUUACAGCUCCAUGGUGUCACCCGGUUGUUUUUUUUUUUAACUCGGUCUCUUACAGCGAUGUCUCUCGUUUUAUUUUAUUUUUAUUUUUUUUUAAUUCGGGAUGACUCAGGGCUCUCUGCUCUCCCAAAGGGUAUGCGCUGUAAAAAAAUUAAAAAUUUUUUCUACA